AUGACUUCAAUAUCACCAUCACAAUUUCUUGUAGCUGAAGCUGAUUCUGAUUAUUUACAAACAAAUGAACAUGAACAACCACUGUUACAAAACUAUUUACGUGAACGUCUUCUAGAAAUUCGUACACGUAAUUAUUCUAAUACAGGCAUAGCUGAUGCUAAAGCAAUAGAAAAAAUUUCAUCAGAAUUUGAAAUACUUGUUUUUGGUCCAGCUCGUGUUGGAAAAUCAACAUUAAUACGAGAACUUUCAGGUGAUGAACAAAUACGAACUAGUGCAGGUUUAAAUACUUGUACACAAACAACAACAGCUUACACUGAUCAAUUUGGUGUAAGAUGGUGGGAUACACGUGGUAUUGAACAAUGGACGGAACGUGAAGCUCAUGCAUUUUUACAAGAAAAAUUUCUUGAUCGACAUAUUAUUCCACGAGCUGCCAUAUUUUGUCGUACAUCAGGUGCAUUCGCUAAUACACCUGUAUUACAAUUAUUGUUUCGUGAACUUGAAUCUCUUGGUAUCGCUUUAUUUUAUGUUAUUACUCGAUGGCCAUUUUUACCACGACGUGAACAAAUCGCUAUUGUAGAUGAAGCCAUUGAGUUAUUAGGUGGUACAGCUACAGGUAUAUAUCCAUCUAAAACAAAAACAACAAAUACAAAUGUUCAACAAGUAGAUAUUGUACCAACUUCAUCAGGUGUUGGUUGUUUUGGUUCUCGUCGUGCAUCUCAUCCACUUCCAGCUAAUGCUUCAGCUCCUAUUCCACCACCAAUACCUCUUUAUCGUGCACUUGAAUGUAAACCUGAUAUGUCUUAUAUUGUUCCAGUUAAUUCAUGUAGCGAUGAACUUGGUGAUACUUCUAAAUCGGGUACAUGUCCUGUUAUGAAUCUUAUUCUUCUUCGACAAUUAAUUAUAACAAAAACCUGUCGUGGAAAUGAUCGAGAACAAAAAUUAAUUGAUUUAUAUAAAAAUCAAAUGUCUCUAUUUGCUACAAUUGGUUAUCAUGCAUUUGAAGUACUUGAUGAUCUUGGUUAUGGUGCAUCAUCAUUUGGAUUAAAUAAAAAAGAAGAAGAAAUUUAUCGAGCAUUAAAACAAGGUGGUAAAAAUCAACAUAUGGC
Messenger RNA from Rotaria sordida, 1106 nucleotides. The record is from the annotation of a GenBank genome assembly. Lineage: Eukaryota; Metazoa; Rotifera; Eurotatoria; Philodinida; Philodinidae.